AUGAGUCGGGUUUCAGCAGUUACUCGAUUUUUACGAAACUGUUUUUGCUGUUUUCUAGCUCCACUGAAAGCAAUUUGGAAAUAUGUCAACAAUAAGUUCACCACCUUCUCACUGGCAGUGGAUCGAAUUGUACAAGAACGAAAUUUGUUAAGUGUACCGGAAAGAGUUUGGGAUUUAUUCUGCUACAGUGUGUAUAUCAAUUUCACAUUGGCCCUUCUUUCAUUCGUGUGUGACAUGGUUUUUGAGUGGACAAAAUGGAUUAACUGUGAAAACGGACUAAACAUUUGGAUUCCAUUAAACAACUUGAUUGCUACAUGGACUGGAUUCUUUGCUGUCAAAGCUCUUCAUAUCCGUUGGUCCGCAUUUGUUCACCUAGUUUUCACUGCUACAAUGACACCUUUGAUGUUGAUCGCAGCUAUCUUUGCUACAACACAAGUUCCAGUUUGGUAUGAAGAACAACGAAUGUCUCGCGGUGGCAAGAAUUGGGGAUAUUGGAAUGCGAGCGCCGACAUCGUGUUGGCCAUUUGUUCUUACACAAUUGUGUGUCUUUCGGUUUUCGAAUUGAUUGUCUACUACAAAUACUGGCUUCCUGAAGGACAGAUUUUAAGAGGAAGAAGCGUCUAA
Caenorhabditis remanei is the source of this 624-nucleotide messenger RNA. RefSeq lists its product as uncharacterized. Lineage: Eukaryota; Metazoa; Nematoda; Chromadorea; Rhabditida; Rhabditidae. The transcript is spliced from 6 exons. The record is from RefSeq and is a predicted model, not a curated record. Bases 1 to 624 code for a protein of 207 amino acids.